GUUUUCAAGAUAAUCAAGAUUGUGAAUUAUUACCAGAUCCAUACACCACCGGCGAUAUGAAUCAGAAAAAUUACACAAUCCUCACACAAGAAAGCAUCAGACAACUCCAAAAUAAUGAAAAUUUUGGCGUCGAGGCAGUGGUGGAAGAUAAAGAUGACUUUCUUCGAUCCUACGUGGCGGCCCACGGGAACAUCAAGUGGUGCCCUAACCCUGCAUGCGAUCGUGCGGUCCAGAUUGACUCCCAGCUGGCAGACGAGACGAAAAACUACGACGUGGUGUGCGAUUGCUCGCACGCGUUUUGCUGGAACUGCACGGAGGAAAUCCACCGCCCUGUCGACUGCGAAACGGUCAACAAGUGGAACAAGCUGAAUAGCUACGGGCCGGAAAACACGACAUGGAUAAUGUCUUUCACAAAGCCAUGUCCGAAUUGCGGCACCAACAUCGAAAAGGACAAAAACCCGGGCUGCAAUCGCAUGACGUGUCCGAGCCCUUGUAGCUUCGAAUUUUGCUGGCUGUGCCUUAAUCCCUGGAGCAACAACGCCAGCCACGCUAGUUGCCGCGAUUACUACAAGUUCUACACUAGGUCAAGCUUGAUGCAGAGGCACGCAAAUUUAUAUCGAAAAUACGCCUGGAAUCAUAAUUCCAGGGAAACCGCCCUGGAUACUCUUCGUCGGUUCAAGAAGAAUAAACUCGCGUUGGAGCAGAUAGUAGAAUACAGGCGAGUAUUGAAAUGGAGUUACGCGUAUUUACAUGCCAUGGGUUUCACUUACAAUGCGGCUCCCGGCAAUCGAGGAUUGAUACUGAAAAUGGUGUAUUUAUUAUUCUUGCAAGAGACUUUGGAUUUUUCUCUGACGGAGCUUCAAAAAUACUAUUGUGAUUCCGACAACAAUCAAUCGAAGAAGCGGAAGUACACGCCAGCAAAGCUUGCCGAGCUUGCCGAUGUAACGAGGGGUCGGUUUGAGGAAUUGGUUAGGGCGUUGGAGAACGAUGUUUGUGACGCUGAGGUGCGGAGUUUUUCUGAGCUAAGAGGGGGAGAACGAAAGCAAGUUUUGAAAAACGUGUGUGUCGUUUUGGGUUGUUGCGCAGCUCUUGGUUUAUUUGGAAUUAUUGAUGUUUUCGUUGUUGUUGGUCUCUUAUCUUUUGAAGCAAUUAAAUUUACGUCUAGGUUUUUAUGCAAUCGAUAA
Molecule: messenger RNA, 1184 nt
Organism: Erythranthe guttata (spotted monkey flower)
Lineage: Eukaryota; Viridiplantae; Streptophyta; Magnoliopsida; Lamiales; Phrymaceae
Product: putative E3 ubiquitin-protein ligase ARI5
Biological process (GO): protein ubiquitination
Molecular function (GO): zinc ion binding; ubiquitin-protein transferase activity
Source: RefSeq, a predicted model, not a curated record